ACUCAUGUGAACUUCAUUUGACAUUUUCUUAAGAGUUUACUCCUAUGCGAAGUAUACUAAGUGUAUAAUUAUAUAUACGGUACCUUUUGCCCUCUUUUCCUCAUAUAUUCCCAUAUACUCUUCUUCGAUCUCCCUCAUCUUAUUGAUAACAAAAAUUAAAUUAAAUUAAAUAAAAAAAAACUCCAUCUUCAAUACUUCUGUCUGCUGCACUCUAUUCCUAAGGUCUGCUUCAAAUAUUUGGCAUGGCAAAUUGGAGUGAUAUCCCACAAGACAUUGCUAGAAAGAUUGCAACAGAACCAUGUCGAAUCAUUGGAAGAUUUCGAAACUCUUUCAGAGGUUUCUUCUAAGUGGAGAGAUGCAACAAAGGGUGUCAACUUCUGCCCAUCUAAAAACAGACAACACCCUUGGUUAAUGCUAGUUGACCCUCCAACCUCUUCAUACCGUAGAUUUUACAGCCUGUCUAAACGCAUGUUUCGAAAAUUUGAUCUUCCCCGACUAGAAGAUGAUGACCACCACCGAUUUUUUUCUUCCAAGGGGUGGCUUAUUUAUGUGAGUCGGAGAAACCAUAACAUCUCCCUUUUUUAUCCCGUUUCCGGCAAAGUAAUAAAGCCACCAAGUCUUCCACUUAGCAUGCUACUACAGAAUGAACCGUGGGACGACAGAAGUUAUACGUAUCACUUUUUCAAAUUUAUUCUAACAGGGUGGCCAUCUUGUUGUGAUGAUGAUAUUGCAGUUGCAAUGAUAUUCGACGUAACGCAACGUUUGGCUGUUUGGAAACCUGGGGAACACAAGUGGACUGUUAUUCCAACGACGAAUGAUUGGAUUUAUGAUGUGUGUUUUUUCAAAGGGGAAUUCUAUGCCAUCGAUCAUUUAGGCAAAAUUAUAGCCUUCGGAGUCGAGGUAGCAAAGCGACAACCACGAAUCGUGGUAAACUUAAUUGAUCAAGGUGUUUUAUUGGAACAAUCAACAGGACAGUUGUACCUAGUGGAAGCGGAAAGUACAUUAUUGGUGAUACAUAGGUAUGUGCAUUUACUUGGAGAUGAUGAUGAACUGGAGUGUCCAAAAAUAGAUGAACCGGAUUAUUGGACUACUCAUUUUGAGAUAUAUGAGUUGGAUGUUGACAAUGGGAAAGCUAAAAAAGUUGAGGGUGUGGGCGAUCGAGCCAUCUUCGUCGGCUUAGGAUCUUCAACCUUCUCUGUAGAUGCAUCUUUGGAUAAACGUGGUUGUAAGGCUAAUUGUAUCUAUUUUACUGAUGACAACGAAGAGGCUUUUAAUGAUUCUAAGUUGGGAGGAGGAGGAGGAGAUAUGGGUAUAUACAACUUAGCCGAAGGGAAAAUCAUUGAGCGGUUUUAUAAAGGUCCAUCACAGUUUUGUUUUAUUACUCCACCUAUUUGGGUGGAACGCCCUCAUUAUUAGACAUAACAUCUUAGUAAUGUUGUUGAUUUAGGGAAAAUUUUAAUUUAUGAACUGUGCAAAAUAAAGCAUAAUCACUAAUUUGAAAUUUUUAUAAUA
Molecule: messenger RNA, 1512 nt
Organism: Chenopodium quinoa (quinoa)
Lineage: Eukaryota; Viridiplantae; Streptophyta; Magnoliopsida; Caryophyllales; Amaranthaceae
Product: F-box protein SKIP23-like
Exons: 2
Coding region: 412-1416 (334 amino acids)
Source: RefSeq, a predicted model, not a curated record